CUCCACCUCUCGCGUUUCCCGCACCGUCAAUCAAAAUAGAAAAGAAAAAAAAAAAUCGACCCGAAUCUCCGAUCCCAGCCCGCCUUUGAUUAAAACAAUCAUGUUUGGAGUUUAAAUGAACAGAUAGCCCUGAUCUUUUUUAGCCUUUCGCGCUAUGACUGGUACGUAACACUUAAACCGAUCGAAGCACAGCAGCGCCGCCCCAGAACAGCCAGUGAAGCAGCAGGAAAUGGCUGCCUUGGACGCGGACGGCAGUCAGAGCGACUUUAUGCAGCCUGCCGCAGACACCAGCACCACCUCCGCCUCGGACCAGACGACAGACCUCGCGUCCAUCCAGCUCACCGGCUCGUCUGACCGCUGGGAGGUGCUCACCCCGGUUUCCACCGGUAAAGAGGACUCUGGUGUGGUACACUUACCCAGUGGAGGGAUUGUGGGCACCAAUGGGCAGUUUGUAGUGCCACUGCAGACUGUAUCAGGGCAGAGCCAGCCUGUGUUUGUCACUGCCGGGACAGACGGUGUCAGUGCCAACGGCAUCCAGUACCAGGUCAUCCCACAGCUCCAGAGUGCAGAUGCGGCCUCACUAAGUUACACUACGUCCACAGGCGAUGGCGCCACGCUGGGUACGGACAUCGCAAUACUGCCUGAUGGAACGCAAGGCAUCUCCACAACUAAUGCCAACGACCUGCAGGGUUUGCUGGCACAGACUGGACACGUGCAGCAGAUCCCCAGCGUCUCAUUGGCAGGGAGUGGGUAUGCAGGUCAGGGCCAAGUGGUGGCUAACGUGCCAGUCGGAUUGCCGGGGAACAUCACGUUUGUGCCGCUUAACAGCCUGAGCAACGCCGACUUGGAGUCCCUGGGCCUGGCUGGAGCUCAAACCAUCGCUACAGGCGUCACAGCUGACGGUCAGCUCAUUAUGACGGGUGACGGCGUGGUCCAGAACACGUUGGAUAAAACCAACAAUGCCAACAACACAUUCGUUCCGCCAACAUCGACCUCCACUUCCACCGCCGCCUCGCUUCCCGAGACGAUAGAUGGCACAGGGGUUCUGACCCAAGCUACGGCUGUUUCGGCUGGUCAGCAAGAUCCGUCCUUCAUCCAACAGAACCACGUGCCUACCUCCGUGCCUGGUGCUGUGCCUGCAAACACAGACCCGGUGGUGCAGCUGGUGCCUGCGCAGGCGGCAGAUGGUGCAGCACAGACGCUACAAAGCGUUCAGCUGCUCAACGCAGGCACCUUUUUAAUCCAGGCACAGACAGUCUCGCCUACAGGCCAGAUCCAGUGGCAGACUUUCCAAGUGCAGGGUGUGCAGAACCUACAGAACCUGCAUAUACCUGGUGCUGGUGGAAUGGCAUCACCGCAGAUCACUAUCGCCCCUGUGCAGACGCUGGCACUCGGGCAGCCUGGCACAGGCAUGCCUGCUGGACACAUCCCUAACCUGCAUACAGUCACGGUCAACUCCAUCUCACAGGCAGAACACACCAUGGAGAAUACACACACAGACAUUCACAUCAAGGAGGAACCGGACUCUGACGAUUGGCCACUGAGCGGAGACUCCACCCUGAACACCAGCGACCUAUCACACCUCCGCGUACGAAUGCUAGAUGAGGAGACGGAAGGGUUAGGACAGGAGGGGAAGAGGCUCAGAAGAGUGGCUUGUACCUGCCCUAAUUGCAAGGAAGCCGGGGGGAGAGGCUCAGGCAUGGGCAAGAAGAAGCAGCACAUUUGCCACAUCCCUGGUUGUGGGAAGGUGUACGGUAAAACGUCUCACCUGCGUGCUCACCUGCGCUGGCACUCGGGCGAGAGGCCCUUCAUCUGCUCCUGGAGUUACUGCGGAAAGAGAUUCACACGCAGCGAUGAGCUUCAGCGUCACCGCAGGACACAUACAGGAGAGAAGAAGUUUGUGUGUCCACAGUGCUCAAAGCGCUUCAUGCGCAGCGACCAUUUGGCCAAACACAUUAAAACUCACCUGAACAAAAAAGGGCUAAACUCCACCCCUGCAGCAGGGCAGACGGAAGCCACCGCCCCUCAGGACAGCAUCAUCACCGGGGGCGGGGCCACACUCAUCCUGACCAACCUGCCUCAGGCUGGCACUCAAGACCACCUCUCAAACUCUGACCUCCCGCUUCAGCUGGUCACUGUGUCUGCCAAUGAGGUCAUGGAGUGACCCCAAAAAAGAAAAGAAAAAACCCCACCCACUUUCACAGCUGGCUUUUCAUUAUCAAUUUUUAUAUAUAGGAAAAAUAUAAAUAUAUAUAUGAAUAUAUAUUUUAAAAAAUGAAUUAUCAAUUUAUGCUCUGUAGCAGUCUUUUUUUGUACAAACGGGACGGGGGGGGUGCAGAGACAUUAAAUGUGGUGUGGGUACAUACACACACACACACACACACUCUCUCGUAUACAUGCAUAUACAGUAUAUAUGAAUACACACUAACACAGAAAUGCCUUAUUUUGUAUCAUAUCAUUCUCUGUAGUAUAUGAUGCUGGACUUGCAUGGAUUUUUACUUUCUUUUGAUCAAAUUGUUCAGGGGAUGAUGAUAUGAGUGUGGUAUGAAAGAUAUGGUACAUGAGGUGUGUGUGUGUGUGUAAGGUGAGAGAGAGAGAGGAAUAAAGAGUAAUAUUUUAUAUGAAUUUGGCAGUUGAAGAGGGAAGCGACGUCCUCAGAGGAGAGAUUCUUUCUCUCUAUCUCUCUCUAUCUCUCUCCCUCCCUCCCCUCCCUCUGUCUCUCUCUUUCUCUCCCUCUCCCACCCUCUCUCUCCUCCCCCUCUGUGUCCUUCUCUCUCCCUCUCUUUCUCUCCUCCCUCCCCCUCUGCCUCCCUCCCUCUCUCUCUCUCUCUCUCUCUCUCUCUCUCUGCCCCCCCCCCACGCCCUUCUCCCUCCCUCCCCCCAGCCUCGGUCCAAACACGUCUUCACUCUUUCAUCACGUUUCAUUUCACUCUUGUGUAUUGAAUUCUAUCAUGAUUGGAGGAUUUGUCUGUUUUUUAUUUCUGACUUUUAUCCUGUCAUCCGUAUGCAACUCGGUUGUCCAUGUAAUACUAUUUUCAAAAGUUUUUUUUCUUUUCCUCUCUCUCUCUCUCUCUCUCUCUCUCUCUCUCUCUCUCUCUCUCUCCAUGAUGUUUUCUUGUUUUCUUCCUUUUGCAUUUGUUUCCUCUCCAUUCCCCACGAUUGUUUAUAGCCAUCAUUUAUUUUAGUAUAUAACUGAUUCUGUUGUAUCAUGGACUCCUCGAUUUAAGUACUUUUUAAAUGUGUAAUAUUUUAUGUUACUUUUAUACUUUUGUUUGUUUUUUUUGUUUUUGUUUUUUUCAAAUGGAAUUACAAUUAAACUCCAAAUACUUCCUAUAACCUUUGAUACCUAAUGUUCAUUGAUUACUAAAGAGGUGCACUGGUGUGUGUGUGUGUGUGUGUAGAGGGUAUGCUUAAUGAAUGGAAUGCU
This is a messenger RNA of Hemibagrus wyckioides, 3427 nucleotides long. RefSeq names its product Sp3b transcription factor (gene sp3b). Gene Ontology annotation, biological process: regulation of transcription by RNA polymerase II. The record is from RefSeq and is a predicted model, not a curated record. Gene Ontology annotation, molecular function: RNA polymerase II cis-regulatory region sequence-specific DNA binding; DNA-binding transcription factor activity, RNA polymerase II-specific. Lineage: Eukaryota; Metazoa; Chordata; Actinopteri; Siluriformes; Bagridae. The transcript is spliced from 6 exons. Bases 230 to 2164 code for a protein of 644 amino acids.